AUGUCUUCGCAACAGAGCUCCCAGUUCAGUGUCGAGCGCUACGUCGUCAUUCAUGUUGCUACCACUUGCGAUGAGCACGGAGUCUAUGUUACCAAGGACUCAGCCGAGGUCAUUGAGCUUGGUUGGAUCCUGCUAGAUGCCAACACUCUCGAGGAGAUCACACACGAAAGUGUUCUCGUCAAGCCUGUCAACACUCCUAUUACGCCUCUGUGCACCAGCCUGACUACCCUUACUUGGGAGCACGUUCGAAACGCGGGAACCUUUAGAGAUGCCAUCUCUCGAUUCGAUGCUUUUGCUACCGAGUAUCUGACCUCCAAGAACCUCGACUUUGCCUUCGUCACUCUCGAUGCCUGGGAUCUCCGAGUUCAGCUUCCCCGUGAGGCUCGUGACAAGGCUGUCGUCCUUCCCCCCUAUCUGCAGCACUCCCGAACCUUCGACCUUCGCACCGAGUAUCAGCGCUGGCAGCAGCACCACCCCGAGUCUCUGCCUUUCGGCCCCUCAAUGCUGUCCAACAUCUGUGCGGCUCUCGAAGUUGAGCCCGUGCAGUCCAGCGCGCCCAUCAAGCACAACCUCCCUUUUCAUCUGCAGGCUUUGGCUCCCGCUUCGCCUCGCCGUGCCAUGGAGGAAGCCAUUACCCUUGCCCGAGUGCUCCGCGGCCUGAUUCGCAAGUCUCAGCCCCCUCAGGAGCACCCCGAUGUCCUGACACGCCCGAUGGAUGCCCGAGCCGACGUCCGUGCUUUCCUUUCUGAGAGAAGCAAAGUUCUUCACAUGUCCGGUCUGCCUCAUGAUACCACCCAGUCUGAGCUCGAGAGCUGGUUCACCCAGUUCGGUGGGCGUCCCAUUGCAUUCUGGACGCUGCGAACCCCUGAGCAGCACAAGCCCACGGGCACCGGCUUUGCCGUCUUUUCGUCCCACGAAGAGGCUGCGGAAAGUCUUUGCAUGAACGGCAGAGCUCUCAACGAAAAGGCCAUUGAGGUCUCCCCGUCCUCCAGCAGAGUUCUUGAUCGUGCUCAAGAUAUUCUCACACCAUUCCCUCCCAGCAAGAACCGUCCUCGUCCUGGUGACUGGACAUGCCCCUCCUGCGGCUUUUCCAACUUCCAGCGCCGAACCGCCUGCUUCCGGUGCUCGUUCCCUGCUGCUGGCUCUGGCCCCGGCGGUGACAACUUUAGCUAUGGUGGAGGUGCUGGCGGCGGCGCCGGUGGCAGCUACGGCCCUCCUCAGUUGAUGCCUCCCCCACACCACGGGGGUCACGGCCACAUGGGCCAUGGUGGACGCAUGGGUGGAGGUGGCGGCGGUGUUGUUCCUUUCCGUGCUGGUGACUGGAAGUGCGGCAACGAGGUUUGCGGCUACCACAACUUUGCCAAGAAUGUCUGCUGCCUUCGUUGUGGAGCUAGCCGCGCCAGUGCUGCUGUCGUGGCCGACUCAGGAUAUCCGUCCCCCAUGGACAACCAGUCUCAGUACAACAUGGGGCAAGGCUCCAUGGGAGGCACUCCCGGCCCCGGCCCUUUCAACUCGGGCAACACUUUCAAUGCUGGGGCUGGAUACAACCAGCACUUUGCCGGCCCCCCCAGCCAUUUUCUUCCCUCCGGCUUGGCUGGCGGUGCUGGCGGAUACCCCGGCUCCAUGAACAAUCAAGCCUUUGGCCCUGCUCCAGGCUCUCAUGGGGCUGGUCCUUUCGACAGCCGCGCUGCCGAGGCUGCUUUCCAGUCCGCGACGAACGGUCCCGCUUCUGGAGCUGGUCCUGCCCACAACAACUUUUACAACAGCGGCCCUCCAGUCAGCGAAAACGAUCCGUUUGCGUUCCUCUCCAGCGGCAUUGGUGGUCUCUCCGUAAGUGGAGGUGAUGGCCGUCAGAACGGCGGCCCGGCCCCUCCUAGCAAGUCGCCUGCUUAA
This is a messenger RNA of Akanthomyces muscarius, 1893 nucleotides long. RefSeq lists its product as uncharacterized. Gene Ontology annotation, molecular function: RNA binding; 3'-5'-RNA exonuclease activity. The coding region runs from base 1 to 1893 and encodes 630 amino acids. The transcript is spliced from 4 exons. The record is from RefSeq and is a predicted model, not a curated record. Lineage: Eukaryota; Fungi; Ascomycota; Sordariomycetes; Hypocreales; Cordycipitaceae.